GUUUAUGUUUCGUGAUAGUUUUACACGACACCAAAACAAAUCGCUUGAAGGCAUGCCCGAAAAGAUGGCUGAGCAAUCAUUCAUUUUUGACAGAUUUAUAGCUUACUGCAACAUUAAAGUGAAUUUAACCUGAAAUCAAACUGUCAUCGUAUAGUAUUAAAUCUUGAUUUACCCUUUUUUUGCAUAAAAGAUUCUAAGCAGUUGAUUUUUAGAGCAAUUGUGUCUGACUGUAUUUUUGUGUAUCUCCACUAAAGAAUUCACCAAUCAAAAGAUGUGUGGCCGAACAGCUUGUACUCGUGCACCGGGAGAAAUAGCUGAUGCCUGUUCAUACAGAUCCAAUGGUGGCAAAACUUCCAAACCACAAUGGAAAUCUGCUGGAGGAAACGCUUACAAUCCAUCAUAUAAUAAAGGCCCCAAAUCCUGCUCCCCUAUCCUUUUAAAGAAUAAGUUUUUCUCAUCUGAAAAUGAAGAUCUCUCAGAAAGGAUUUUACUACCAAUGCAAUGGGGAUUGGUUCCAUCUUGGCACAAAGGAGAUCCUAAGAAGUUUUCCUUCAAUAUGAUCAACUGCAGAUGUGAUACAUUAACGGAAAAGAAGUCAUUCAUGAAUGCGCUUGAGAAAGGACAAAGAUGCAUUGUUCUAGCAGAUGGAUUUUAUGAAUGGAAAGUUAAUGGAAAAGAAAAGCAACCUUAUUAUAUCCAAUUGAAAGGUUCUGAUAAACUACCUGCUGAGUCGAAACCAAUGUUAUCAAUGGCUGGUCUGUUUGAUAAACAAAUAUCAGAGGAAGGUGAGUUAUACACAUACACAGUGAUAACAGUUGAUGCGUCGUCCUCAGUACAAUGGCUUCAUCACAGGAUGCCUGCCAUCUUGGAUAGCGAAGACGAUAUAUCACAAUGGUUGAAUGUUGAUACCAUACCAUGGAAGAAGGCUCUAGAUUUAUUAAAACCAAAAAAUUGUUUGGAAUGGUACCCAGUUUCCUCAGUUGUAAAUAAUGUUCGAAAUAAUACCGAAGACUGUGUCAAGAAAAUCGAUUUAGUGAAGGAAGCAGCUAAAAAGGCUCGAUCUGGGCAGCUGAUGUCUGCAUGGUUAAAGAAAGGAGAGAAAAGAAAAAGUAGCGAGGUUAAUGAAGAUGAAACUGAAAAGAAGAAACUAAGCAAGUGAAGAGCAAAAUUAAUAAGUAGAAAAAAAGAACAAUUUGCUUCUGUUCUGUUGAUAAAAAACACAAAGACACUAAAUUGUCAUGUAUUUAUAUCUGUAAUACAUAUUUUUGUUUUACUACCUUGUAUAUAAUUUACACAUUUUGUUAGCUAUAAAAGAUCUUUGA
This is a messenger RNA of Hydractinia symbiolongicarpus, 1322 nucleotides long. Its product is annotated as abasic site processing protein HMCES-like. The coding region runs from base 272 to 1159 and encodes 295 amino acids. Gene Ontology annotation, biological process: DNA damage response. Gene Ontology annotation, molecular function: single-stranded DNA binding. Lineage: Eukaryota; Metazoa; Cnidaria; Hydrozoa; Anthoathecata; Hydractiniidae. The transcript has 8 exons. The record is from RefSeq and is a predicted model, not a curated record.